AUGGAAUCUCAAGAAGAAUCUAGUUCGAGCCUUCAAAAAAGUAUAUACACUAACGAAACUGAUAGUGAAAAUGAUAGUAAUGAUAUACCUUCAAUUACAAACAUAUUAACUGGACCUAAAAAAAAGAGAAAUAGAAAUGGAAAAAAAGAUGUAUAUCAAGUUAUGGUUAAAAAAAUGGAGAAGACAAAAAAUGUGAAACAGAAUACUUCCAUGACAAUUCAACAUCAAAUAUGA
This is a messenger RNA of Dentiscutata erythropus, 234 nucleotides long. The record is from the annotation of a GenBank genome assembly. Lineage: Eukaryota; Fungi; Glomeromycota; Glomeromycetes; Diversisporales; Gigasporaceae.